This is a messenger RNA of Penicillium diatomitis, 705 nucleotides long. RefSeq names its product putative DSBA family oxidoreductase. NCBI's taxonomy places the organism in Eukaryota, Fungi, Ascomycota, Eurotiomycetes, Eurotiales, Aspergillaceae. Gene Ontology annotation, biological process: glutathione metabolic process. Gene Ontology annotation, cellular component: peroxisome; mitochondrion. The record is from RefSeq and is a predicted model, not a curated record. Gene Ontology annotation, molecular function: glutathione peroxidase activity; glutathione transferase activity. Bases 1 to 705 code for a protein of 234 amino acids. The transcript is spliced from 6 exons.
AUGAGUUGCAAGAUAGAUGCUUACGUCGAUUGUGUGUCUCCGUACUCCUUUCUCGCGGCCCAUUAUUUGAGGCGCAAUCGCAAGGCCCUCGAGUCACAUGGCGUUGAGAUCGAAUUUCAUCCGGUCUUCCUUGGCGGCGUCAAUGUAGGAUCAGGAAACAAACCUCCAUGGACACUACCCGCAAAGGCAGCCUAUUCCAAGUUUGACCUCGCGCGUGCCAGUAAAUACUUUGGCGUGCCGGCUGUCAAGGCUCCCGACUUUUUCCCCAUCUUGACAAUCAUGAUUCUAAUUGUUCAUACUCCUUUCCGACUGAAGCCUCAACGAGGCAUGAUUUACAUCAAACGCCACUUCCCGCGAGAGCGCUUUGAAACAACCCUGCUCUCACUCACAGAGUGGAUAUUCUACAAGAGCAUCGACAUCAGCAAGCCCGAAAAUCUCACCAAGCUGUUACAGUCUCAGCAGUAUUCGGACUCGGAGAUCCAAGCCAUUCUGGGGGCGGCAAAAGAUCCAGAGUACAAAGAGGCGCUGACUUACAAUACGCAAAAGGCGUUAGAUCUCGGGGCGUUCGGUGCGCCGUGGUUCUGGGUGCGUAAUCAGGCUGGUGCAGAGGAGCCUUUCUUUGGAAGUGAUCGGUUCAACUUCAUGUGGCAGUUUUUGGAUAUUCCUUUCCAGGAUUUGACCAUUAUCGAGAAGGCCAGAUUGUAG